AUGAUCGAUCGGAAACGGCCGCCUGAAGUGAAGCUCGAUAAAGGGGAAGCUGCAGGAGAUGAGGAGGAGCAGCAAGACAGGUGCUCAGAUGUUGAAGAAAAUGAGCGAGAGCUAGAGAAAGAGGAAGUGGAAGAGCAAAACGAGCAAGAUGAGGAAGAUGAUUACAUGAAAAUGCACAUACCAGACGACUCUCACCUUCAAUCAGGUUUACAAUCAAAACGUCGGAAAACUCAAGUUGACCAGGAUUCUGCAGCCGAGGUUCUUCCCAAGGGGUUUGCUAUGAUGAGCAAAAUGGGUUUCAAACUAGGUGGAACACUUGGCAGAGGUGGCGAGUCUGCGCUUCGAGAACCUAUAUCGAUCAAUCGCUCACGAGGACAUGGUGGGAUCCGAGUUUCGAGACCACUCGCAUCUCACAGCGAUUCAAGCAGUAUUAAUGAGGAUGCUUACAAGCACCAAAUUCGAGCUGAAAAACAGCGUGCGGAAAACCUCUCUACUCUACGAAGAAUGCAAAAAAUGGCUUUCGAGCUUAGCGGGGACGUUGAACGCUUCUCCGAACUAAGUGAUCCUCGUAAUUUCAAUUGUCUGUGGAGAAGAUAUGUCAUGAAUUUGGACGAAAAGUGGAGUCACAAGGAAGAUGAAGAAAAGUCUUCUUUUAUCUCACAGAAAGCAGAAGAAUUUCAUGCUACUGAUGCAGACUCAUCGCUUCUUAGUGGUCCUCCAGAUCGGGGACAAUCUGAUCCAUUAUACAACACUUUGCAUUCCAGCGAUGGCUCAAAGGAGGAAGACAAAGAACUACAGAUUUACGAAGGACUAACGCUUGAUCAGCAAGUUUUGGGCAUUCAAACGCAUUUAAGAACUGAGUACUUUUAUUGUUUUUAUUGUGGAGCACAGUUCUCAAGUGAAGAAGAGCUAUUUGGAAACUGUCCGGGACCAUCGAAAGAGGACCACAUAUAA
Molecule: messenger RNA, 954 nt
Organism: Lachancea dasiensis
Lineage: Eukaryota; Fungi; Ascomycota; Saccharomycetes; Saccharomycetales; Saccharomycetaceae
Source: the annotation of a GenBank genome assembly